Molecule: messenger RNA, 893 nt
Organism: Varroa destructor (honeybee mite)
Lineage: Eukaryota; Metazoa; Arthropoda; Arachnida; Mesostigmata; Varroidae
Product: fatty acid-binding protein-like
Molecular function (GO): lipid binding
Source: RefSeq, a predicted model, not a curated record
AAAACUGUAGGACAACACGCGCGGACUAUGUUUCUCCAGUCAUUCGAGUUGUUGUCGGCAGUUCUACAAUAGUGACUGGCAAGAGUUUUUCUUACGAACGACAUUAACACAAAUACCAAAAACCAUUCGCCAUGGCCGCUGCAUUCGUUGGAUCGUGGAAGCUCACCGAAAGCGAGAAGUUUGAUGACUUCCUAAAGGAACUCGGCGUCAAUAUGGUCCUCCGCAAAUUUGCACAAGCCGCAACUCCAACUGUUAAUAUCAGUAACGAAGGCGAUAAAUGGAAGAUUGAAACCAUCACAACUAUGAAAACGUCAUUGAUCGAAUUUAAGAUGGGCGAGGAGUUCCUUGAAAAACGCCUCGAUGGUAACGAGGUCCGUUCGGUGAUGACCAUGGAUGGUAACAAGAUGAUUCAGAAACAAUUUGCCGAUGAAGCCAAGAAGCUCAAGGAGGUCACGAUCACCCGUUGGAUUGACGGAAACCGCCUGCUUGUCGAAGCUGCCGUCUCCGACAUUGUGUCGACCAGGAAGUACGACAGACAAUAAAUACUUUCCUUCAAACUAAUCACUAUUCGACAGACCAUACAUCUCCAACAUGAAAAUCACACAGAAAAACCUGCGAACAACUAGUUGCCUAGGUGAAGGGAAAGCAAAAUACAAGCACAACGAAUGGAGAGUCAUUUCUACUUCUACAAGACAUUGUUUGCAUGUGAGUUUUGUACACCGAAGCUGAAAUCAGUUCCACGAAAAAUGGCGGUGCCGAUCGUACCGGGUGGUUCACAGGUCGUUGAAAAAUGGUCGCUUCGGAUGCGAAAACACUAAUUCGGAGCGGAAUGAAUUUGGCAGAAGCAAAAAAACAACUUCGAUUGUGUGGAAUCCAUAAGGGAAAAUAAAAGC